CUUGAGCCGCCGCCGCACUGACAGAUAGGUCUGCGGGCUAUGGAGACCCGCGCCGGCCCACAUCCGCUGCGCCUGUUUGUCUGCCUGAUGCCGCUCUACCUCGCGCUGCUUUUGGGACCAGGAAGGCCCGGGACAGCCGAGGAAGUCAUUCUUCUGGAUUCCAAAGCCUCCCAGGCUGAGCUAGGCUGGACUGCACUGCCAAGUAAUGGGUGGGAGGAGAUCAGCGGUUUGGACGAACACGACCGUCCCAUCCGCACAUACCAGGUGUGCAACGUGCUGGAGCCCAACCAGAACAACUGGUUGCAGACUGGCUGGAUCAGCCGCGGCCGCGGGCAGCGCAUAUUCGUGGAACUGCAGUUCACACUGCGUGAUUGCAGCAGCAUCCCCGGCGCCGCGGGUACCUGCAAGGAGACUUUCAAUGUCUACUACCUGGAAACCGAGACCGACCUGGGCCGCGGGCGCCCUCGCCCAGGUGGCAGCCGGCCCCGCAAGAUCGACACGAUCGCAGCGGACGAGAGCUUCACUCAGGGCGACCUGGGCGAGCGCAAGAUGAAGCUGAACACAGAGGUGCGUGAGAUCGGUCCGCUAGGCAGGAGAGGUUUCCACCUGGCUUUUCAGGACGUGGGCGCAUGCGUGGCGCUGGUCUCAGUGCGCGUCUACUACAAGCAGUGCCGCGCUACGGUGCGGGGCCUGGCGGCCUUCCCAGCCACCGCGGCAGAGAGCGCCUUCUCCACGCUGGUGGAGGUGACCGGGACGUGCGUGGCGCACUCAGAAAGGGAGCCUGGCAGUCCCCCGCGCAUGCACUGUGGCGCGGAUGGAGAAUGGUUGGUUCCCGUGGGCCGCUGCAGCUGCAGUGCCGGAUUCCAGGAACGUGGUGACAUCUGUGAAGCCUGUCCCCCAGGCUUUUACAAGGUGUCCUCGCGGCGGCCCCUCUGCUCGCCGUGCCCAGAGCACAGCCGGGCCCUGGAAAAUGCCUCCACGUUCUGCGUGUGCCAGGACAGCUACGCUCGCUCGCCUACGGACCCGCCCUCGGCUUCUUGCACCCGGCCGCCGUCGGCGCCGCGGGACCUGCAGUACAGCCUGAGCCGCUCGCCGCUGACCCUGCGGCUGCGCUGGCUGCCGCCGGCCGACUCAGGCGGCCGCUCGGACGUCACGUACUCACUGCUGUGCCUGCGCUGUGGCCGCGAGGGCCCGGCGGGCGCGUGCGAGCCGUGCGGGCCGCGCGUGGCCUUCGUACCGCGCCAGGCAGGGCUGCGCGAGCGCGCCGCCACGCUGCUCCACCUGCGGCCCGGCGCGCGCUACACCGUGCGCGUAGCGGCGCUCAACGGCGUCUCGGGCCCCGCUGCCGCCGCGGGAGCCACCUAUGCGCAAGUCACCGUCUCCACCGGGCCCGGGGCGCCCUGGGAGGAGGAUGAGAUCCGCAGGGACCGAGUGGAACCCCAGAGUGUGUCCCUUUCGUGGCGGGAACCCAUCCCUGCUGGAGCGCCAGAGGCCAACCGCACGGAGUAUGAGAUCCGAUACUAUGAGAAGGGUCAGAGCGAGCAGACCUAUUCCACGGUGAAGACAGGGGCACCUGCAGUCACCGUCACCAACCUGAAGCCUGCUACACGCUACGUCUUUCAGAUCCGGGCCGCUUUCCCAGGGCCCUUCUGGGACACCCAGAACUUCCAUCCCAGCAUUGAAGUGCAGACCCCGGGGGAGGCUGCCUUGGGUUCCAGGGAUCAGAGCCCUGCAGUUGUUGUCACUGUGGUGACCAUCUCAGUCCUCCUCGUCCUGGGUUCCGUGAUGAGCGUGCUGGCCAUUUGGAAGAGGCCUUGCAGUUAUGGCAAAGGAGGCCGGGACGCCCACGAGGAGGAGGAGCUGUAUUUCCACUUCAAAGUUCCCACACGCCGCACAUUCGUGGACCCCCAGAGUUGUGGAGAUCCGCUACAGGCUGUACAUCUGUUUGCCAAGGAGCUGGAUGCAAAAAGCGUCACACUGGAGAAGAGCCUUGGAGCAGGGCGAUAUGGGGAGCUGUGCUGUGGCUGCCUGCAGCUCCCUGGCCGCCAGGAGCUCCCUGUGGCCAUACACACGCUGAGGGAUGGCUGCUCUGACUCACAGAAGCUCAGCUUCCUGGCAGAAGCCCUCACCCUGGGCCAAUUUGACCACAGCCAUGUAGUGCGGCUGGAGGGUGUCGUCACCCGAGGAAGCACCUUGAUGAUUGUCACCGAGUAUAUGAGCCAUGGUGCCCUGGAUGGCUUCCUCAGGCGGCACGAAGGCCAGCUGGUGGCUGGGCAGCUGAUGGGGCUGCUGCCCGGGCUGGCAUCGGCCAUGAAGUAUCUGUCAGAGAUGGGCUACGUUCACCGGGGCCUGGCGGCCCGCCGUGUACUGGUCAGCAGUGGCCUCGUCUGUAAGAUCUCUGGCUUUGGGCGGGGGCCCCGGGACCGGGCAGAGGCUGUCUACCACACCAUGGUGAGGACCCCCUUCCCCCAUGAGCCUGCCUGCCCCCGUUCCCGUCAGGUUGCACCAGAGGCCCGGUCUCCACUCCCAUUCCUCCCCUGCCGGGUCAGGGUCACGCCCAACCCUGCCCACCCCCAGUUGGGCCUGAGUAAAUGCCAGUGUGGCAUCACCCUGUGCUCAGCUUGUGUGUCUUCCCCGGACGUGCAGCUGGGAGAACGGGUCUGGGUCUGUGUCUCCGUCGGGUGGGGAACCCCGGGUGUGCCCGAGUCCCUUCCUGCCCCUGACCUGCCUCCCCUCCCACAGAGUGGCCGCAGCCCAGCGCUGUGGGCUGCUCCCGAGACGCUUCAGUUCGGCCACUUCAGCUCUGCCAGUGACGUGUGGAGCUUUGGGGUCCUCAUGUGGGAGGUGAUGGCCUUUGGGGAGCGGCCCUACUGGGACAUGUCUGGCCAAGACGUGAUCAAGGCAGUGGAGGAUGGCUUCCGGCUGCCGCCCCCCAGAAACUGCCCCUCCCCACUGCACCGACUCAUGCUUGACUGCUGGCAGAAGGACCCAGGUGAGCGGCCCAGGUUCUCCCAGAUCCACAGCAUCCUGAGCAAGAUGGUGCAGGACCCAGAACCCCCAAAGUGCGCCACGACCACCUCUCCCAGGCCCCCGACCCCCCUGGCCGACCGUGCCUUCUCUACCUUCCCCUCCUUUGGCUCUGUGGGUGCGUGGCUGGACGCCCUGGACCUGGGCCGGUACAAGGACAGCUUUGCCGCCGCUGGCUACGGGAGCCUUGAGGCCGUGGCUGCCAUGGCUGCCCAGGAGCUGAUGGGCCUGGGCAUCUCGUCAGCAGAACACCGGGAGGCCCUUCUCAGUGGGAUCAGCGCCCUGCAGGCACGAGUACUCCAGCUGCAGGGCCAGGGCGUGCAGGUGUGAGCGGCUGUUCAUCCAGGCCAGGAUCCCGGGGGGAGGCCAGACUCCGGCCCUGACACGGACCCCGGCGAGCUGCACUCCACCUGUGCGACCGUGCACACUCCCCUUCUCCACGUGGGCCCAGAGUUUGCUUAGGGACACAGUUUCCCCCCCAGCACUGCCUACUCCUUCCAUUCUUCCCGGUCUAAACCUCUUGGCUGGCUCAGUCUACCUGGAAGAAGAUUCAGAUCCUGGGGGGGACCCCUGAGAUCACAGCGGGAGGAAACUCAGGGCCUCAGAGACCAAGGUGGGCAGGAGCGGGAACAGAUGAUAAUAGCUUUAAAUCGCCUGGUUCGUGCCCUUCUGUCUUCCACACCCACUGGAGUCUGGGGCCACACUCUCCCACAGACCCUUUGGCCAGUCGGCAGCACAGGUCGCUGCAGGGCUCCAAUGAGCCCUGCAGUGACCACAGCCUCCCAGCAGCCCCUCGUAAUGGGCCCUGGAGAAGCAGGGUGCUCAUGUCCCUGUGCCUGGGCUCGGCACUGUCAGGACAGCGAUCCUGAGGCCCCGGGCAGCAGGGUGGUGCUGAGCUCAGGGGCUGGACCCUGAGGGCCCUGGACUCAGGAGCUGAUUUCUGCCUCCCCUGCCCUUGGGCUGACAGUCCAGGGGGAGGGGGAGGGUCCUGGGGAGGCCGCUCAAGGUCCUGGUGCUCCCCUGAGGUCCAACCAGGCCUCCCUUGGCAUUUCUUUUAUAAAUCCACUGGCCGGGACAUCUGGGAAGAGUGUGAGGUGAGCUGUUUUCUUCCUGGGGACCCCAAGAACUUUCCACUCUGGCCUUGGGGGAUGGUGAAGAAGAGACCUUCAGAGAGGGAACGCUCUGACAGGCUGGCCCAACCGUCACUGUGCAGAGAGGGAAAAUCAAGGCCAGUGAGGAUUCAGGGCCAGAGCUGGGGUCAGAACCCGGGUGCCCGACUUGGCUCUGAAGAGUGAGUCCCUGGGCCUACCCUGUGCUACCAGCACUCUUCCCUGAGGCAGCCCUGGGAUCCUCUGAGGUGACCCCUCUUGCACGCCCCACCCCCUGGGCCCCGCCCAGCCUUCGCGUUGCUCCUUCUCCCUCUGGCUUCUGUGGGGUGCUAGCAGACACGGUUGUGCUGAGCUGACUCCGCGUUCCUUAUCCAGGAGGGCUGUCCUGCCACGGGUGAUGUGAGGCGGGGCUCUCACAGGGUGGCAAGAGGGUGGCUGGGUCUGGAGAGGACCAUGGGGCUGAGUUUGUCCAGGCCACCCCUGGCAUAUGCCCGCUCGGGUUGGCUGUGUGUGGGUGGGGUGGGCAGGGAGGAGACCAGGGCAGUGGAAAGUGGUGUGUGAGGUGUAGAACCGGCCCUUGGAAGGCUCAGACUAGGUGCGGAGGUGAGCUCAGGAGCCGCCAAGUCCUACCAGGUGCCUUCCGGAGGCCCCAGGCCCCAGGGAGACCUCGGGGUCUGUGGGUGGGUCAGGGACAGGCAGGUGGACACUAUUCAUUUGCGUAUAUGCAGGGGUGUCUGGAGAGGCUUCCUGGCUUGAGAGGCUGCGGUGGAAAUUGAAAAGGGCCUUGAAGGGGGGAAGGGGGUGUCCUUCCUUAGGGUGGGUUGAAUUUUCCACAGGCAAGAUGGAGAACCUAGAACAGGAGGAGUUCAGGCAGAGAGGCUGGCAUGAGGAGGACCCUGCAGUCUGGGUGGCACAGUGCCCCUCUGGGGCACCUGUGGUGGGGCAACCCCACAGUGGUGCCUUUGGCCUGGCCCUGCAAGCGGCGGCUCUUCUGUCCUUGGAGCACCCCCUCCCUCAUCUCCCAUCUCCUGAGACCUGCCCCCACUCAGUGUUUUUGGGGGUACUAGGAGGACUGAGACAUUGCUUCCACCUUUGACAGGGCUGGAGGGUCCCAUGCUAGGUGCCCUCUAGGCUCUGCCCUUUGCCUCCAGAAAGCCCAGAGAGGACAUGGUGUGGGGACUGCUGUCCCAUGUUGGGUGGAGGGAGCCUCAUUCCCAUCUCUGGCUAUAUCAAUCAUUCUCUAAAGGUCAAAGUCCCCUCCUGUCCCCCAGCUGUUCUGCAGAGGGUCCCCCUGGCUGUAUUGCUAGGACUUCGGUGUCCAGGGUAGAUCUUCCCUCCCCUGAGGAGUGAGGUCCCAGAAUCCUGAGGGGUCCCAGGCCACAGCCCUGCACAGGUGCCAGCAUAAUGCAGGCUGAUGGUUCUCUGUGAGCCCUCUACAGAUCUAUUUUUAUAUGGAACUUGUUCACUGGACAGAGAGGUGGUCUGCAACCCUCUAGCACCCAUGUGAGCCCACCCAGAAGGGAAGGGGCCAGUCAGGGAGGUGGUUCCUUUGACUAAUCCUGGAGAUGUUUUUAUAUUUCUUGGGUUGUAUAUGCAAGACAAAAUAAUAAAAACUUGU
Messenger RNA from Manis javanica (Malayan pangolin), 5754 nucleotides. The record is from RefSeq and is a predicted model, not a curated record. Lineage: Eukaryota; Metazoa; Chordata; Mammalia; Pholidota; Manidae.